UCGGCCGUCCCGUCCGCCCGGUCUCUUGCGGCCUUUCCCCGCCGGCGCGGCCUUUUCCCCGACGCGGACCCAGCAUGGCGAACGUGGCCGACACCAAGCUCUACGACAUCCUCGGGGUGCCGCCGGGGGCCUCCGACAACGAGCUCAAGAAGGCAUAUCGGAAGCUUGCCAAAGAGUACCACCCUGAUAAGAAUCCAAAUGCAGGUGACAAGUUCAAAGAAAUAAGCUUUGCCUAUGAGGUUCUCUCAAAUCCAGAGAAACGUGAAUUAUAUGACCGGUAUGGGGAACAGGGCCUCCGGGAAGGUAGCGGUGGAAGCGGAGGAAUGGAUGACAUUUUCUCCCACAUAUUUGGUGGGGGGCUGUUCGGUUUCAUGGGUAGUCAGAGUAGAAGUCGCAACGGCAGAAGAAGAGGCGAAGACAUGAUGCAUCCGCUGAAAGUUUCGCUAGAAGAUCUAUAUAACGGAAAGACUACCAAACUACAACUUAGCAAGAAUGUCCUUUGUAGUUCGUGUAAUGGUCAAGGGGGUAAAUCUGGAGCGGUUCAGAAGUGUACGGCUUGCCGAGGCAGAGGCGUGCGUAUCAUGAUCAGACAGCUGGCUCCUGGAAUGGUUCAGCAGAUGCAGUCGGUGUGUUCCGACUGCAAUGGAGAAGGGGAAGUAAUUAAUGAAAAAGACCGCUGUAAAAAAUGCGAAGGGAAGAAGGUGAUCAAAGAAGUGAAGAUCCUUGAAGUCCAUGUAGAUAAAGGCAUGAAGCACGGUCAGAGGAUCACCUUUACCGGAGAAGCGGAUCAAGCCCCAGGAGUAGAGCCGGGAGACAUCGUUCUCCUGCUCCAAGAAAAGGAGCACGAGAUAUUCCAGAGAGACGGGAACGACUUGCACAUGACACACAAGAUAGGACUCGUUGAAGCACUGUGCGGCUUCCAGUUCUCGUUUAAGCACCUUGAUGGACGUCAGAUUGUGGUGAAAUACCCUCCGGGGAAAGUAAUUGAACCAGGCUGUGUUCGUGUUGUUCGAGGGGAAGGGAUGCCACAGUACCGCAAUCCCUUUGAAAAGGGGGACCUUUAUAUAAAAUUUGAUGUGCAGUUUCCUGAAAACAACUGGAUUAGCCCAGAAAAACUUACAGAACUUGAAGAUCUUCUGCCUGCCAGACCAGAAGUUCCCAAUAUAAUUAGCGAGGCAGAAGAGGUAGAUCUCCAAGAAUUCGAUACCACUCGUGGUUCAGGUGGCAGCCAGAGACGUGAAGCUUACAAUGAUAGCUCGGAUGAGGAAAGCGGCCAUCACGGACCUGGGGUUCAGUGUGCCCAUCAGUAAAAAAAGAAAAAAAAAGAGUUUUGUCUUGGGCAGGGGGGAAGUUACACAUGGAUUUUUUCUCUUCAGAUUUUGCCUGACUUGUUUUCAGCAAUCCUGUUGGAUUGUAUAAAAAUAAAA
Molecule: messenger RNA, 1427 nt
Organism: Euleptes europaea (tarantolino)
Lineage: Eukaryota; Metazoa; Chordata; Lepidosauria; Squamata; Sphaerodactylidae
Gene: DNAJA2
Product: DnaJ heat shock protein family (Hsp40) member A2
Exons: 9
Coding region: 75-1310 (411 amino acids)
Biological process (GO): protein refolding; response to heat
Cellular component (GO): cytosol; cytoplasm
Molecular function (GO): Hsp70 protein binding; ATP binding
Source: RefSeq, a predicted model, not a curated record